GUCAGCUAACUUAACAGCUUCAUUAUAUUUUGUACAAACACUCCUCGUUCCGUGUAGACUUGUUACUAUUGCAUGUCUAUAUCACGAUGGAAAUUACAGUUAGUGUAGCUUUCUUUGUUCUGUAUUUAUGUUCAGUAAACGCGCAUGUUACUAAGAGCAAUGGAUAUGGAUACCAUUUACCAAGAGGAGGAAACAACAUCAUCAUCAUCAACAACAACAUCAACAGAUACGGUUACGGAGGUGUUACAUCAAUGGCACAGAUGUACUGCUCCUACUGCCAAGCCAGGGGCUGGACCACGUGCAUGCAGCGUUUCUGUUUCGCUGGCUUCGGCCCACCCCCAACUGAUGUCUCUGGUUAUGGAGGUUACGGAGGUGUGACAUCAAUGGCUCAGAUGUACUGCUCCUACUGCCAAGCCAGGGGCUGGAGCACGUGCGUGCAGCGUUUCUGUUUCGCUGGCUACGGUCCACCCCCAACUGAUGUCGCUGGUUAUGGAGGUGACUUCUUAUCCAAACAUAUAACGAUUGGAAUCUGCAACUAUUGCCGAAACUUUGGUAUCUGGGACUGCGUAAACCUCUUCUGCUAUGGCAUCCCCGUGUAUAGCCGGCAUUAUGCCGCCAGCAAACACAGUGGACGCCAUUCACAAUCAUACUAUGGACAUCUGGCUGGUUGACCACUUUAACAUGUGUAUUCUUCUCCAACAUGUAAUGACCGAUACCAUUUUACCAUAGAACAAGAAACCCCCAAAACGGCAAAGAUAAAAUACUGUUUAACAUUGUAAACGUAAUGUGUUUUUCAAAUAAAGAAGCUUUUG
This is a messenger RNA of Mya arenaria, 812 nucleotides long. RefSeq lists its product as uncharacterized. The record is from RefSeq and is a predicted model, not a curated record. The transcript has 4 exons. Bases 87 to 671 code for a protein of 194 amino acids. Lineage: Eukaryota; Metazoa; Mollusca; Bivalvia; Myida; Myidae.